AUGAAGCAAGAUGCUACAAGGAAUGCAGCCUACACCGUGGAUUGUGAAGAUUGUGUGCACGUGGUAGAAUUUAAUCCCUUUGACACUGGGGAUUCGGGAAACCUAAUUGCAUAUGGUGGCGAUAAUUACGUGGUCAUUGGCACGUGUACAUUUCAGGAGGAAGAAGCAGACAUUGAAGGCCUUCAGUAUAAAACACUACAAACAAUUCACCAUGGAAUCAGGGUUGGUGGCAUAGCUUGGAGCCCAGAGACUAGGCUUGAUUCACUUCCUCCAGUAAUCAAAUUUUGUACUUCAGCUACUGAUAUGAAAAUUAGAUUGUUUACAUCAGAUCUUCAAGAUAAAAAUGAAUACAAGAUUUUAGAAGGCCAUUCAGAUUUCAUUAAUGGUUUGGUGUUUGACCCCAAAGAAGGCCACGGAAUUGCAAGUGUGAGUGAUGAUCAUACCUGCAGGAUUUGGAACUUGGAUGGAGUACAGACAUCUCAUUUUGCUCUUAAUUCCCCUGGAAUGAGUGUGUGCUGGCAUCCUGAGGAAUCUUUUAAGCUGAUGGUUGCAGAGAAGAAUGGAACAAUCCGAUUUUAUGAUCUUAUGUCCCAACAGGCUAUUUUAUCUCUUGAAUCAGAACAGAUUCCAUUAAUGUCAGCACAUUGGUGUUUAAAAAACACCUUCAAAGUUGGAGCUGUUGCAGGGAAUGAUUGGUUAAUUUGGGAUAUUACUCGAUCCAGUUACCCUCAAGUGAAGAGACCUGUCCACAUGGAUCGAGCCUGCAUAUUUAGGUGGUCCACAAUUAAUGAAAAUUUGUUUGCAACCACUGGUUAUCCCGGCAAAAUGGCAAGCCAGUUUCAAAUUCAUCAUUUAGGACAUCCUCAGCCCAUCCUCCUUGGUUCAGUAGUCGUUGGAUCUGGCCUCUCCUGGCAUAGAACUCUCCCACUAUGUGCAGUUGGAGGCGACCACAAGCUGUUGUUUUGGGUAACUGAAAUGUGA
Pipistrellus nathusii (Nathusius's pipistrelle) is the source of this 981-nucleotide messenger RNA. NCBI's taxonomy places the organism in Eukaryota, Metazoa, Chordata, Mammalia, Chiroptera, Vespertilionidae. The record is from the annotation of a GenBank genome assembly.